This is a messenger RNA of Myzus persicae (green peach aphid), 1534 nucleotides long. Its product is annotated as trypsin-1-like. The coding region runs from base 165 to 1268 and encodes 367 amino acids. Gene Ontology annotation, biological process: proteolysis. The transcript has 7 exons. The record is from RefSeq and is a predicted model, not a curated record. Gene Ontology annotation, molecular function: serine-type endopeptidase activity. NCBI's taxonomy places the organism in Eukaryota, Metazoa, Arthropoda, Insecta, Hemiptera, Aphididae.
CGUUACAUAACUUAUUACUUAUACCUAUAGAAGAUUAGAAGACGUUACGAUAACAAAAGCAAUAUUUAGAAAAUGAUGUCUGUCAGCUGACUGACUAGGCCUUAAGGCAAAACAUUUAACAGUGUUAUUUAAAUAAAAAUAAGUCUGUAGUCCAGUAGUCGAUCAUGAUCGUUGUCACUCUGUUUGGUCUAGCAAUACUGCAGCACACGGCUGCAACAAAAUGCAUUGCCGGAGAUCGUAUGUUGGAAUCAAAUUCAAAAAUUAAAUCUGGAGAAAACUUCUACUUCGUUGAUGAUCUGUACGAUUGGAAUGAUUAUUUCCGUGAUUAUUUCACUAGUUACCAAUACUUCACCCAAGAAUUCACCCAAGAAUUCACGAGUUCAAAUGAAAACUAUAUCGAGCAAACUAUAGAUGUUACGAACAACGUCGAAGAAUUACACGACUUUCUGAACUACUCUGUGCCUUGUGGUGUUCAGGGCACGAGUGAAUGGUCGAGGUCCGACGGCAAUAGUCGAAUAGUCGGCGGUAUGGAUUCGAUACCAGGCGAGUUCCCGUGGCAGAUAUCUUUGCAACUCGUCACCGGUAUGACGGCCAGACAUGUGUGUGGUGGAUCGGUAAUCAAUGAAAAUUGGGUGUUGACGGCAGCGCAUUGCGUGUACGGACAGUCCAAAAACAAGCUGUCCGUGGUGGCCGGAAAAAACGACCUUUACAAGGUCGAGAAUUACGACCAGAGAGUGAAUGUCGCUGACAUACGUUUAAACGGGUUCGACCAGAAAUGGUUUUCCAGAGACAUUGCGUUGCUCAGGGUAAAUCCGGCGUUGGUGUUCGAUGGGAGUCACGUGUCUCCGAUUUGUGUCCCAAGACCGGAGACACGAUUCGAAAAUGCUUUGGCGGUGGUCACAGGAUGGGGACGGUUGUCGGAGAACGGAAAAUUCGCGCACGUCCUGCAGAAAGUUCGACUGCCUCUGAUCGCGGUGGAUGACUGUCUGAACUUGUACAACAACGCCGGUUACGGUAAUUACGUCAGUCAGUGUGUGGUCUGCGGCGCAGGAACGACGGACAACGAGGCGGAUUCUUGUCAAGGCGAUUCCGGUGGCCCACUGACUUGUCUGGCCGAAGACAACCGUUUCUACCUGUGCGGUAUCGUCAGCUGGGGACUAGGUUGUGCUCACCCGACCUACCCUGGAGUCUACACUGCAGUGUCUUGUUACUCGGAUUGGAUAAGAGACACGGUUGCCCAUUAUGAACAAUCUAGCUACCCAUAUUAACACUCACAAGAUGAUUUAACUUUUGCACGAUUUUUUUCAUUAAAUUUAUUUAUGAUUAUAAUUAUUUAAUAGUAUUUGUGCGUUUAUUGUUGCGCACUAUGUCUAUGAAAAUAUAAAUAAUUCAACAGUAUAAUAAUAUGUUUAUUAUUGUGUUCACUUGUUUUAUUUGAUAUAAGUAUUUCACCUUGAUUUUGGUCUUAAUUAAAAGAGAUCGAUUUCCUUCCAUGUUUUUGAAUAUAUUAAUUUUAUUUACUUGAUGUUUUGUA